Coregonus sp. 'balchen' is the source of this 5461-nucleotide messenger RNA. The record is from the annotation of a GenBank genome assembly. Lineage: Eukaryota; Metazoa; Chordata; Actinopteri; Salmoniformes; Salmonidae.
UUGCUGAGCACCCUGUUUAACGGCUGGCCUGUUCUCUCCCCCGGCCUGUUGGGGGCAGUGUUCCUGAGGACCCAUAAGAGUCUGGAGUCUGUGGAUCCUCAGUUCACCAUGAGGAGGAAGAUGGAACAGCUGAGAGAAGAGCUGGAGCUGAUGGAACAGCUCAGAGAGGUGAGAGCUUCUCUGUCAAUCUCUUUCCCUCCCUCACUCUCGUCUGGAAGUAAACUCCCUAUCCAGUAGCAUUAUGUCCUCAGUUUGUGCAUGUAUUAAGGUGUGUGGUUUGACCCCUCUUACCCCUUCUGUCUCCCCUCAGAGCAUAGAGAGCAGACUGAAGGUGGCUCUUCCUGAAGACCUCGGCUCCUCCCUCAUGGACGGGGUGGUGCUCUGCCAUCUGGCCAAUCACAUUCGCCCACGCUCCGUGGCCAGCAUCCAUGUGCCCUCGUCCGCUGUGGUACGUCUGGGGGUCAAUGAGGGGUUAAAGAGGGAUACAUAGGAAUGGGUGAUUCUUUGUGUUAUAUACAGUUAUAGUGUGUGUUGAGCUCUGUGUUCUGUGUGUGACCCUGUAGCCCAAACUCAGCAUGGCCAAGUGUCGGAGGAACGUGGAGAACUUCCUGGAUGCCUGUAGGAAGAUGGGCGUUCCCGAGGUGAGACAUUCCUGUCUGUUAGAUAGUGGCACCUCAUUGAUCCUGAAUCAGGCACUCUAUUUCAGAUUCACCUGUUAGAGUUGGGAUUUGACUGAAGGAAACUGAUCCUUGAUCUGUUAAGAGUUUGAAUAAAAGCUAUAGUAUCAUUGGGGUUGGAAUCUAGUUCUGGGUGGGCUGAUUGGGGAUCAGUGAUGCAAACAGCCUGUAGAGGACACCAAUACUAUGCACACUAGCAUGAAGUGUCAGAAAGAGCUGGGUGCUAGUGCUGGGAUGAAACUAGACCAUUUGACAAGUCUACAACUUCUUUAGUUUACACAGGAAUACAGUUCUAGGAUAUGUAUUUGACAUUGGGACCAAACCCCUUUAUAAUCAUCACCUUAAAACAAUCUGCCCAGUCAGAGCACAAAGUUUGAUCCCAGAACUGACACAUCUAGCCAAUCACCUUCCCAUCCCCCACUACCUCCUCUGAAAGAGAGAAAAUAAUGGCAAGCAUUAAAGCUGCAUCAUCAUCAUCAUCGCACUGGACUAUGCUGUCAUCAUCAUGGCUUCCUCUAUGCUUUUAAACUUUGACCUGGCUCUUGCCUGGUUCUGACCCCAGCGCGUGCCAAAGAAAAAAAUGAGUUUAACAGGAGCUGUUGUGCUCUCAUGUCAUUUACUUGACUGAAAGAUGUUGUGUGUGUAUGGGAUGGCAACAUAGGACUUAAAGGGCGAUUGCACUUCCUAAUUUGGCACAUUAAGAAACGCUAGCGACCAUGACUGAAUUCAAACGUGAGUUGGUUUCGGGGUGUGGUUUGAUGUGGGUGUCUCGUCUGUGUUCACAGCCAAUUAGCUUCAGCCAGCUGAUGUGCAAACGUGGCAAAAUUGGUUUGACUUUGAAUAGCCCAUCUCUGGGGAUAGUUAGGGACCAUCAAAAAUGACACAAUGUAAAUGGGACAAUAUUUUAAUGUUGUACAUCUUUUAGUUGUCUCAUUAUAUGCUUUCAAAAUUUGUAUACCACUUUCUACAAUUUAUAGUUGGUUUGAGGUUUUUAAGUCAUUGAAAUUUGGAGCUAUUGACCUUUUAAAAUAUUGUCCCAUGUACAUUGUGUAAUUUACUGAUGGUCAAAACUAACAGAACCAAAUUAAGAUCGGUCUCGUGCAGCUGCGCUCCGAAUUGAUGAUUACUUGGGUGCUGUCAGCUGUGGACAGGAUUAAAAUAAACCCAACCCACGGACAACUGUUACGGUACCCUUCAUUCCGCGACAUACAAUUAUUUCCUAUCAUCUUUAUGACCAACAUUAUCCUAUUUACACCUUGUAGUCAAUUUUGACAGUAUAAUAAAUGUUUCUGACUCCUAUCGAUGCCACAUAGGCCAUUUUCAAAACGAUAAAUUGCUUUUUAGGGGCAGUCGCUCUUUAAUAAGAUGUGUUCGACUAUCAAAUUGGCCCAGUGACCCUGGCUCCUCGUUGCUGUGUGAUUGCUCCUUUAGUAAAUAUAUUCAGUAAUUAUGACCACUAUUUCUGUCGUCCAUGGUUACACAUACAGUAGUAGCGGGACUCAUUAUUUGAUCAUACCCUGGUAUAGUAAGCCCUGCUGUGAUUGUGUUUAACGUAUUCUCUCAUCACUCAAUGAGCCUGGUCGAAACCUCACACUACAAAAGUUGCCUUUCAGUCACUGUUUGAGUAGCCUGCUGGGACUGUACAUUAGAAUGCACAGUAGCACCAUUACCAACAGUGAGACUGUCUGAGACCUCUUGGCUGCUUCCUUAGACCUCCUGCUUGUUUGCUGUUGCUAGUCUGGUUUUGCUUGUAUAACCUGGCCCUAGCCAUCUUGUAAUCCUGCUGCUUGCUGGCUGAAAUGUUGCUGCCUCGCUGAAACAGGUGCUUUGCGCUGGAUAGAAAGCUAUUGCUAGCAAAUGCAUGUGAAGAUGUAGCUGGCUAACACCGACUGCACCCUCAUUGCUCCUAACGCUCCACACCCCGGCAUGGGCUGCUUUCUGAAAGAGACAGUUCAGUCUCAGAUUUAUAAAUGUAGUAAGUCACAUACUCUCUCUCAAAAAGCAGCCCUGCACAUUGCCCUGGUAACCCACGCCUGCGCAGCCCUGCACAGAAACACAUACCUUGACCCCUGACCUCUUGUUCCCACUGGUUAACAUCCUGCCUUGUUUCUCUCUGUUCUGUUUUCCUGCUGGACCACCGUCUAUCUUCUCUUCUUCUCCGCUGAAUCCCCUCCCCUUAUUUCUCUUUUCCUGGCACUCCCUUCCCAUUUCUUCCUCUUCUUUGUUCUGGUAUUUUCUCUCCUAUGUGUUGUUCUUCCCUCGCUCAUCAUUCUCCUCCACUUCUAUAUGCCUGUAUUUCUCUUCUUCAUUCGUAAAAUCCUUUGACGUUCCUAUGUGAGCCCUUUCCUUCUAUCUGUAUCAUUCUUUUCCCUGUUUUCCAUUCUUCUCCAUUCAUCCCUUCAACUCCUUUUCCUAUUUCCAAUCCUUCUCCCUUCACCUUCAUUCACAUUGUAUGUUACCACCUCCGCUCCUCUUUGGGUCCUCAGUCGUCCCUCUGCUCAGCAUAUGACAUCAUCCAGUGUCACCUGCGGCCGAUCCGUGUCACCGUGUGCGCCCUGGUCGCCAUGGAGACCCCCACAGAGGGGAGGAAUUCAGACAGACAGGGGAAGGGCCCGAGUCCAAACCCAAGCCCCGCCCCCGAGGCGUCUACACAGGUCGCCCAGGCUCCGCCUCCCGCCUGGCAGCCCUGGGACCUGAUUGGCUCGAGCCUAGUACAUGUGUUCUGUCUCCUCCUGCUGUUUGUGGCCUAUAGCUGGAGCGAGCUGACGUAAUGCCACCUGUCAAUCUCCUGUCAAAGCCCACCCUCCUCUCAGCCCUGCCCCCCGCAUGUGCCAACACGUCUCUGUCCGCAAUCCUCCUCCUCUUUUUCUUCAACCUCGUUUCUGUGCUCUUCUCCUCUGUCUGGGAAAACUGCUGACUCACACAACAGUGUGUCUCUCAUACACACUUGUAUUCAUGCACACAUUACAGAUGCGCACCAUUAAACUCCAAUAAAUACCGACUCACAACCUCACACACAUGCAUUCAUAUACUGUCCCCAUCAAUACUGCACAUUCCAACUGUUGAAAAGAAGCCUGGAACUUGUAUACAAGGGGUUACCGGAAGACUCUCUACAACUCUUUGGCCAAUGUCUCAAAUCAAGCCUGUCAUGUUGGACUGUUCUCUUUAUUAAUGCCCUCUGGGGUCACAGACCUGUUGUAUGGGGUCAUACAGUAUACCCACUCCCCAUGGGGUCAUACACUGUCUCUUGGUUCCAUACAGCCUGUCUAGUUUGGGUCCAGGUAAGCACAGACCAUUAAUAGGGUUCCUCUAUCAAGCUGGAUCUUGGAGCUUUUUUGUUGCAUUGAUCUCUCUCUUCAAGACACAUCAGAUACAGGUACAAUACAGUUGUUAUUAUACUGUCUGUUCAAAGUAAAUAGUAAAGCUCAAUAGUGAUGCCAUCUAUGACAAAGAUACAACACAGUGUAUAGGUUUGGACCUAAUAAACACACCACUUAUGACUAGACUGUAGAAUGUCACUACAGAACACUGUCACUAAAUUAAGUUCAAUAAUCACGUCACUACUGCACAUCUCGACCAUGUACAGAUAACUGCCAAAAUAAUGGAAACACUUGAGUAAAUGACGGAUAUAAAGUAUAUUGAAAGCGGGUGCUUCCACACAGGUAUGGUUCCUGAGUUAAUUAAGCAAUUAACAUCCCAUCAUGCCUAGGGUCAUGUAUAAAGAUGCUGGGCAGGCCAUUAUUUUGGCUACCAUGCCGAUGCCCCGAUAAGAUGACAAUGCCCCAAUCCACAGGGCACGAGUGAUCACUGAAUGGUUUGAUGAACAUGAAAAUGAUGCAAACCAUAUGCCAUGGCCGUCUCAGUCACCAGAUCUCAACCCAAUUGAACACUUAUGGGAGAUUCUGGAGCGGCACCUGAGACAGCGUUUUCCACCACCAUCAACAAAACACCAAAUUAUGAAGUUCUUCGUGGAAGAAUGGUGUCAUAUCCCUCCAAUAGAGUUCCAGACACAUGUAGAAUCUAUGCCAAGGUGCACUGAAGUUGUUGGUGGCCCAACACCCCAUUAAGACACUUUGUUGGAGUUUCCUUUAUUUUGUAAGUUACCUGUACAUAACUCUCAUAUCGCUAUAGUUGAUUUACCCUGGGGGGGUUACAUGACUACAGUAUGUAGAAGUUUUAGGCCUACUAUUGUACUAUUCUGUCGUGGUUCAGACCGUAGACUUAUUUUCUUCUUUUCAAAACCUCAAGAUACAUUGGAAGGAAGUUUAUUUUACCCAGCGACUACUAAUAGUUCUGUUUGUUUUAAUUCAGCCAGUGCUGUGAGGCUUUAUAUGACUUGUAUAUCUGAUGGUGUGAAUGGAACUGGUAAUAAAUGUACAGUUCUCUCUUCUAUUCUGUGUUGCUGUUCUCUGAAGGAUGAUGAGUCCAGUGCUGUUCAGAUUCCUCAUAAUGGUUAUCCAACAUACUCCUACACACACCUGUACUGUCUGUAUGUUCACUCAUCACCAUAGUUGUAUUGAGGGGUUUUUAUUUACUUGUUGUUGCUGCCUCCUUUCUUGUCCGUCUCCCUAUUUCUGUCCCACUCAUUCCCGAUCUCCUCUCCCUCCCUCCCCCCCCCCCCCCCCACUCUCUCUGUCUCUUCCUUCUCUUUCUCUGUGGAACCUUCACAGGAUAAGCUGUGUCUGCCUCAUCACAUACUAGAGGAGAAGGGUAUGAUAAAGGUGAGCAUGACAGUCCAGGCGCUGGUGGAUGAGACUUCAACCAAGCAGGCUCUCUUCACGUGA